AUGAACGGACCGGCUCAGCGAUUUUUGCAAUUUAGGAAGAAUUCAGGAGAUGAUAGCGGGAAGAAAAACGGUGACAAGGGUCUUGUCAACUUGAACGGAUGUUACCCAUCUUUCGCCAAAUAUCCAACUUGGAAUGAAUAUCAGGAGAGAAUAUGCAGAGAUCUCGCCUAG
This is a messenger RNA of Sclerotinia sclerotiorum 1980 UF-70, 171 nucleotides long. RefSeq lists its product with no specific name. NCBI's taxonomy places the organism in Eukaryota, Fungi, Ascomycota, Leotiomycetes, Helotiales, Sclerotiniaceae. The transcript is spliced from 2 exons. The record is from RefSeq and is a predicted model, not a curated record. Bases 1 to 171 code for a protein of 56 amino acids.